AUGAACGCCUCCCAGAUCUACGCGCAGAUCCAGGCGCACAACGACAGGCGCCUCGCCGCCCUCGCGGACCGCGGCACCGCCGCCGAGGACUCCGCCGCCGAGUUCUUCAUCGAGCUCGACCGCUGGGCCGCCCGCCGCGCCGCCGCCGCCGCCAGCAUCGAGAAGGGCGCCGCCUACCUCGCCGCCUUCGUCCCCUGCACCAAGCGCGACCGCCGCACGCGCGAGUACCUCCUGCCCCGCCUCGACAUCGCGCUGCGCCCGUUCACCACGCCCACCAUCGACGUCGGCCUCCUGAUCAUCGACCGCGACACCUGGCUCGCCAUGGCCGGCGGCACGCCCGGCGGAAUCGACCGCUUCGUCGAGGAGAAGGCGAUCGCCGACGCCGACGCCGCCGCCAAGGCCGCAUUUGCCGCAGCUGCCGUCCCCCCAGCGCAGCCCCACGAGCUCGAGGAGGUGCGCACGAUGGCCGUCGUCGCGCGCUCGCGCGAUCCCGAACUGGAGGUGCUCGAAGCGCAGUGCCGCCGCCUGCUCGAGUACGCCGAGGCGCUGCAGGCCCAGGUGCCGAUGGAGGAGCCCCCUGUCAUGAGCGAGAUGCGCAAUGCUCUCAUCCGCGUCGCCUGGCGCGCGCAGAACCCCGACUUUGUCGACGAUCCCGAACGCCAGCCCUGGCUGCACGCCUCCCCGCUCGUCUUUCCGAACGUCGCCGCCGCGCUCGGCCUCGUCCUCUACGAGGGCGCCGUCCCCAACCUCCUCCUCAGCCUGAAGUGCUGGGUGCACGGCGUCGAGCAGCGCUGCAGCGAGCACCCCGCGCGCCCCUGCUUCCUGUACCAGUGA
Molecule: messenger RNA, 834 nt
Organism: Trichosporon asahii var. asahii CBS 2479
Lineage: Eukaryota; Fungi; Basidiomycota; Tremellomycetes; Trichosporonales; Trichosporonaceae
Exons: 2
Coding region: 1-834 (277 amino acids)
Source: RefSeq, a predicted model, not a curated record